Messenger RNA from Chironomus riparius, 396 nucleotides. NCBI's taxonomy places the organism in Eukaryota, Metazoa, Arthropoda, Insecta, Diptera, Chironomidae. The record is from the annotation of a GenBank genome assembly.
AUGAAUUUGUCAAUUUUCAUCACAAUUUUGUGCAUUUUUGUCAGUUUUGCAACUUCAGAAUUCUUCAACAACCUCAAUUCAGAUGAAUUAUUCAAUUUAGAUGCAGACUUUCCACAAAUGCACAGCCACAGCUCAUUUUCAUCAAGUUCAGGGUCAAGUUACUCAUCAUCUUCAUCAUCCAGUUCUAGCUUCUCAUCCAGCUCAAGUGAUCCAGAUGCAAACUUUAAAUCUUCAUCGUCCAGCAACUCAAUUUCAGUCAACGCAAAAUGCAGCGGAAAAAAUGGAAAUGAAAAUUGUGAAGGUGAAAAAGUAACGCAUAUAAAUUCAAUGGAUUGCGACUCGUUGAGUCCAAAGUCAUGUGUGACGAAAAAUAAUAGGAAAAUUGAGAAACUUUAA